CAGUUUACUUAUUCCUUUUCCAACUUCAACAUUCACAGCCACGAACAAGAACAAACAUAGGGAAGACGAAUAACAAGAUAUGUCCUCUCCACCAUCUCCCACUCACCAUAAUGAGUCUAUUCCACUUGCUGGCACCGAGGUUCAUGGUCUCAAGCGAAGUCGUGACACUAAUCCACUUGGUCAAACUCCGGAGAGUCACCAUGAACGUCGAUCACCAAACCCCAGCGUCUCCCUUGAAACGCCCAACCAAGUCGGGCAUCCUCCCACACCACUGGCUAAAAAAGGACGCCGUUUCUCGAAGUGCUCGGAUGUUGAACAGACCAGCCCACCUACGACCCGUCAUCCUCAAGGUGUCUCUCACAGUCAUACUUCCUCCAAUGGUGGUAGCGACCAUGACCACAGCAAAUCGCGGGUGACCACUCCGGAAGCCACUGAGGUUAAAUCUGUUCGAAAGAAAGUCGAAGGCAUGGGCGUGGAGAACGAUCAGGAACAGGCACAUGAAGCACUAGAAGUGACUCCUCUCAAUCCUGGCCAAUCUGACAACGAGGCUUCGAUUCUUACAGCGCCUGCGAAGUCUGAUGCUCUGCCUGCCUCUUGGGCGUCCUACAAUCAUUCUGAAUCGCCAUUCAUGGUACAUGCGCCAAAGUCCAACGUCUCGAUUUUUUCCGCCUCAGAUCCUGUUACCUCAGAUCAAGCUUCAGAUUCUACACCAGUUCCAUCCUCAAAUACCGGUCCUGCUCGUGCCUUUGCGGUCCCACACAGUAAUACACACAAACCUUCCUCCUCUGCCUUGCAUUCAUCUUUCACUAGCGCCAUCACUGGAUCAAACUCGCUUGCUUCAGCUUCCCCUAAUUUCCCCUGUGGCUCAGAUUUUUUCCUCAAAGGUAAGCGCAACAACUGUUUAGCUAGCUCUCAGUCCGGGCUAGAGCCCGGGAAUUCAGUUCAGAAUAAGAAGGCCAAACUACCCGAGGCAAGUGGGGGUGACGGCUUUGCCGCCUAUUCGAGUGGUCGACCUACUAGUCUCAAGCCAGCAGCACUGGACAAACUGAACAACAACGAAGCCUUGCAGAUCCCCUCUCUUUCAGCCCCUCUUCUGAAUGUCAAACCGAUUUCUUCAGCUGCUAGCUCCGUGUGCGCAGUCAACGGAGACUCCGAUAGUAUUCGAAGCCCUCCCCUCUCAACUUCAUCAGCGAUCACAUCAUUUCCCCAAUCUAGAUCAAAUCCUAGCCCACUUGGAUUCUCCUCUUUUUCUCAAUCUUCAGCUUUUGGUGUCUCGCCGCUAACGAAUGGCAAAGCAAAUUGGACAUCGUCUACACCUUCGGUCUUCGAUCAGCCUACUAUCUCACCAAGUGACGGACAAAGUGAAGAAGGGGGAAAUGGUCCCAAAAAGAAAACUCACUUAGCCCUUGCUGCCGAUCUCGGGGGAGAAGACAAGCAUGCUGGGUUUGGGGCCAAGGAACGUGAGUCUAAUGGCCCUCUAUCGGCUCAAUGCGUUCGUGUUUGAUGACCGUCGAAUUUCUACUCCAAAUUUUUCAUGUUACUAUGUCUCGUCUACGUCUCCAUAGUCAUCACGGGUGAGGAGAAUGAGAAUCUGGUCAAGAGUGUGAGAUGUAAAGUCUUUACUUUGGAAGAGGAUGGAACAUGGCAUGAACGCGGAUCAGGUGGACUUCGAUUACUUCGUAACAAAUCAGAACCUUCGCGUUAUCGAUUGAGUACGUUGUUGAUCCCCUUCUUGCCCCACUUGCAGUAUCCAUGUUUGAUCAUCUAUACUUAUGCCUGGACAAUAAUCGGAUGAUCAGUCAUGAGAGCCGAUGCCGUACACAGAGUACUCUUGAAUGUCCCAAUCUUCAAGGGUUUCAGCUACGUGGCGAGUCAAGAAAAGUUUCUAUCGUUUGCUUCGACGGCCAUCAACACCGAUCCAUCAAUUUCUUCAGCGUCGAAGGAUUCUGGUGACGGAGGACAAACUACGAAUACUAGUAACAGCCAAUUUCAAAAGUACCUUUGUAAAGUAAGUCACAGUUGAUUGAUAAAUGAAUCUUAUUGAAGCUUCUAAUUCAAUUUCUUAUUUUCAUAGUUCAGUCGAACGGAAGCUCGUCAAGAGAUGAUUGAUAGUAUUCAACAAUGCUUGACUGAUUUGGCCUCAAGACCAGACCUUCCAACUAACACCCAUCUAUCUACAUCAACAGAUGAGGAUUAGGAUACGGAAUCUGAACCUGAUCAAUAGCAAUCUCUAACUAAUGUUGUUUUGUUUCUCACUCACUUUGCUUCUUCUUCUUCAUUGACGUGUAUAUGAUAGUUGUCUUGUUCCUGUCCCGACGAAAAAAACGUUUUUGGCGGUGUCCUAAGUACCAAGUAGUUCUCCAUCUUUCUAACUAUACAACCCCUUCACUUUGAGAUUUUUUACAUAAAAUAAAAUGUGAAGCUCAUAAAUAAAAAACAUUUGUGGUAAAUCGGAAGUUGUAUAAAGUUCAAUUUUAUGGGAAUAAAUGAUCAUCUACCACUACCAUGAAAUGUUGGACUUGGAACUUGG
Molecule: messenger RNA, 2530 nt
Organism: Melampsora larici-populina 98AG31
Lineage: Eukaryota; Fungi; Basidiomycota; Pucciniomycetes; Pucciniales; Melampsoraceae
Exons: 5
Coding region: 80-1504 (474 amino acids)
Source: RefSeq, a predicted model, not a curated record